Messenger RNA from Echinostoma caproni, 1098 nucleotides. Lineage: Eukaryota; Metazoa; Platyhelminthes; Trematoda; Plagiorchiida; Echinostomatidae. The record is from the annotation of a GenBank genome assembly.
AUGAAUCCCAAUUUGGGCGAUAUUCCGAUGAGUGUCAGUGCUCGAACACCUGGAGCGCCUCAGGAAAAUUUAGAAGAACGGAACUGCCAUCGAAAUCAAUUAUCUUCUAAUGAUACUGUUGGUCGGCCUUUGGCAAUUUUACCUUUAAAUACCCUCCAUCACGGAAUCGGAUUAUUACCUCAUCUGAACCUUCCACAUCGCGAAGUUGGGACUACCGCACCGUUAGUCAAUAACCAUCAGAAUAAUAAUAAACCAUCGAGUUCAUCGGGAUCUGCUCCAGCAGCGUCAACCAGUACAAUCAAUACUUUGCCCCACGGCGCUGCGGAUGCUAGUGCCGUUGACUUGGCAAGUUUAUUCGAAUGUCCCGUGUGCAUGGAUUAUGCUCUCCCUCCUAUUCUUCAAUGCCAAAGUGGACAUAUUGUUUGUGCGUCUUGUCGGUCCAAGUUAUCAUCUUGCCCUACUUGCCGUGGAAAUUUGGAUAACAUCAGAAAUCUCGCCAUGGAGAAGUUGGCGUCCAGUGUCCUGUUCCCUUGUAAAUACUCUACUACCGGCUGCCCGGAGUCGUUUCAUUAUUCAGCUAAAGCAGAACACGAAUCGUUUUGCGAAUACAGACCGUACGAUUGUCCCUGUCCCGGUGCUUCAUGCAAAUGGAUGGGUGAAUUGGAGCAAGUGAUGCCUCAUCUAAUGCAUCAUCACAAAAGCAUCACCACCUUGCAAGGUGAGGACAUAGUGUUUUUGGCCACGGAUAUCAAUCUGCCCGGCGCCGUGGACUGGGUGAUGAUGCAGUCCUGUUUCGGACAUAGUUUUAUGCUCGUACUGGAAAAACAAGAACGCGUCCCCGAUCAGAUAUUUUUUGCACUGGUUCAGUUGAUUGGGACUCGGAAACAAGCUGAGCAGUUUGUGUACAGAUUGGAAUUGAAUGGUCAUCGACGGCGACUUACGUGGGAGGCUUGUCCGCGGAGUAUUCAUGACGGCGUUCAAUCCGCAAUCGGUGCAUCCGAUUGUCUUGUAUUCGACUCGAACACAGCUCAGCUGUUCGCCGAUAACGGGAAUCUCGGGAUUAAUGUGACCAUAUCACAAGUUCCGGCACCCAUAUAA